Messenger RNA from Monascus purpureus, 1035 nucleotides. The record is from the annotation of a GenBank genome assembly. Lineage: Eukaryota; Fungi; Ascomycota; Eurotiomycetes; Eurotiales; Aspergillaceae.
AUGGCCAAGUCAGCAAAAAAGUCAGCAGGCAAAAAGAGCUCAACGACUACAGCCUCAAGACCGAAAUCUGGUCCUCCUCCAUUCACCAAAGCCUCUGAUUCCCUCCAGUCCUUCCUCGAGCCGCUGUCAACGGAAGAAAUAUAUCUGAUCCACAUAGAUAGCAAUACGGUAGACCUCAAGACGAAGACCUUCAUUGUACCUGUCGUGAUCAAUGUUCUCAUCACCGCUGUCAUCGCUCUACGAGCCUACAUGGGCUUCUACAUCUACCCUCCCAUGCUAGCAACAUUGCUCGGAUUGUCUACCUCCACUGCAGUUGAUCCAUCAGUAACAUCUAUGGGACAGACGGUGAAUAUCAUCGUUCAACGAACAGCCAACCUACUCUUCGACUAUCUCCUCGUGACGAUCUUCCUCGCCUGGCCUGUUCGAUUCGUCCUGGGUCCCGUCAAGUGGCGUCGUGCGGUUGGCUUCCGCGACCGCGAGAUAAUCGUCCGCAGGAGCCAGGGUGGCUGGAGCCAGAAUCUCGUGCGCAAUAGCUGGAUCCGCGAUGAUGAGGAGGCGCGCAACAAGGUCGUCGCGGCAAUGACACCGGAUCGCAUCCAGAAGACCGGGUAUCUGCUCGUCGACGCAGACUGGGACCUGGAUUAUGAUGCUAUGAUACGUGCCCAUGAGAUGGUUGACCGUACACGGAAAGGACAAGGGGUUCCGCUGGACGAGUUCCGCACGGCCAUCCUCGUCAACACGGAUACCAAUGGCUGGCUGAUCUGGCACAUCCGUGAUGGUUUCGGUGCGAAUUCCCAACGGGAGCAAAUCUUGGCGUUUAAGGACAAGCUCACCGAGAUGGGUAAGGAGGAUUUAUUCUUUCGGUGGGUCGAAAUCAUUCAGUACGAGAGUACUCGGCCGGGUGGGUUCACGCCUGAAAGGCAGUAUGCUGCCAUGAAUCAGGCAAAGAAGCUCUUUGAGGAUAACGAUGUGGACUUUUCCCGCUUUUGGCGAGAGGUAGGCGGGAUGAAUGGCCUUCCUGGUUUUGAAGAAUAG